GCCCUUGGCUUAYGAACCUGUUUCUGCUCUCUGGACACCACUACCUGGAUUGUGAUUUGGAUUUGUUUUUGGAUUUCUGACCUCCCGGCUCUGACCUUGGACUGCCCUCUGGAUUACCGUAACCAGUCAGCUCCCUUACCCGGCUCUGAGUCUUCCCGGACCAUCAUCAGUUCUGGACUCACCUACACAAGUCCAUUUGUAGAGGGAAGACCCAUCAGGUGUCAAUGGGACUUCCUCUUGCGCACAUCCAGCUAUGCACCAUUUUUCCUCAGGUUUGUUAUUUCCAUUUUAUGGCAGUAUGAAAUAGGCUAUCGAUUCAACUUGCUCUAUUUCAACUUUGGCCAAGAUUGGAUUUUUUUYCCUCUUCUUUCUUCCCCCCCUUUUUUUAACGAGCUGGGCUGGGCUGAAUCCCCCGACCGGACCGUCGGGGAGCAGCUGCCGCCUCUCAGGUCAGAGCGCGCAAACGAUGCGCCUCUGAUUCAUCCGCAGUUUGAACACGCGGCGCUCAGGUGGAGAAGAGGAGGAGGAGGAGGAGAGGGAACCGCCGCUCGGGACGGAUCGGAUGAAAAUAGUCUGGGAUGCGCAAAAAGCGAGAGAUUGAGUGCACACUGACAGAACAUUUUUACCACCAUGUGUAGUUUAUGUCUUACAUUUCUUCGGAGAGUGGGGGAAAAGUUUGACUGUUAAAACAUGAUGUUCUGCGUCGCUGCUGAGGAUUCCGGUGUCUUUCGAAGUGGACAAGCAUCAUUUAAGAAAUAGCUGCGAUUCCUUUUUUUUUUUUUUUUUUUUUUUGGGUCCUUAUUUCUGUGCCAAAUCCAACAGAGGAGGCUUUUUAUUCUCUGCUCGUCAUCAUUCAACCGGGAUUGCAUUUAAAUUAGCCCCAGAAUAAUGGACUUCCUCGGACUGUACUUUCUGCAGCUGGCUCUCAUUGGAGUUCCACGCCUGGUUCUCUCUGCAGGCGGGAGGGACUGUCUGCGAGCCGGAGACACGUGCUCCAGCGAUGACACCUGCAGCCCACGACUGCGCACCCUCAGGCAGUGUGUGGCGGGAGAUGGCAGCAUGAAGCUGGGGCCCGGGGCGCGAAACCAGUGUGAGAAUGCAAUGACAGCGCUCUUGUCCACCCCUCUGCAUGGCUGCCAGUGUAAACGAGGAAUGAAGAGGGAGAAGAACUGCCUGAGUAUUUACUGGAGUCUCCAUCAGUCUGUGCUGCACGGACUCAGCUUGGUGGAAAGCUACCCCUACGAACCAGAGGAAAGGGGCUUUGACUAUGUUCGUCUGGCCUCCAUCGCUGCAGAGUCGGAGGUAACAACGGUGAACCGCUGCCUGGAUGCUGCCAAGGCAUGUAACAUAGAUGAGACAUGUCAGAAACUUCGUACAGAGUACGUCUCAGCCUGCAUUCAGCCAUCAGCCCGCUCGGGGCCAUGUAACCGACCAAAAUGCAACAAGGCGCUCAGAAAGUUCUUUGACCGUGUUCCCACUGACUACACCCAUGAGCUGCUGUUCUGCCCCUGCACCGAUACAGCCUGUGCAGAGCGCCGCAGGCAAACCAUCGUGCCAUCUUGUUCUUAUGAAGAAAAGGACAAGCCUAACUGCCUGGUUCAACUACGAAUCUGCAAGGCAGACUACGUGUGCAGGUCUCGCUGGGCACAGUUCCAAUAUGACUGCCAACCCUCUGAGCAAAGCACCAGUGGCUGCAAGCAGGAGAAUUACGGAGCAUGUCUCCUCGCAUACACCGGCUUGAUAGGAAGCACAAUAACCCCCAACUACCUUGACAACUCCACAUCCAACGUGGAACCCUGGUGCUCCUGCGCAGCAAGUGGCAACCACAGGGAACAAUGCAGCGACUUCCUCACUUUUUUCCACGACAAUGUUUGUCUGAAAAAUGCCAUCUUAGCCUUUGGGAAUGGAUCAGAUGUGAAAACUGGCGCCAGUCAGCCUGGGAUGCCAAGCCCAGCGACGGAUACCCAGAGCCAACACUUGGCGACCACCACUCCGGGCAUCUCCAUGGAAACAGAGCAGAAUGUUCUGCAAGCACAGAUACCUACUCAGGUAAAUGAAAAUGACAGAUUGUGGGGUGAUGAGGAAGACUCCACGCUACCCACUCCAAAUCUUUUGGACCACGSAGCUGAGUCUAUCCAUCCCUCCCUGCUGCUGAUUCUGAGCUGGCUGAUACUGGUGCAGCUCUCCCACCCAUAAGAAGCCUCCCUUACUGAGCCUUCAUGGACCAAGCCCAAGGUCCAGGAGAGGAUGGGUGGGGGUUGGGACACGAGAGAGAAAACAGCCAUGUCUGUGUGUCAAACAGUGGCGGGGUGGACCAUGAGCUCCAUCCUGCCCCGCUUCCCUGUCCUUCUUUGUCACAAAAAUCACUCUUUAUCUCUUUUUUGUGAAUCAUGACGAAAAGUGGUUGUGUUUUGAAGCCCCUGGCCCGAACAAGACUGUGGAGAGAAAAAAUGCCACCAUGGGAGAAAAACUGAAACUACACACUUCAUUUCCUCUUCCACUCAUUAUACACAAACAAAUAGAAACGUCUUUCUUCUGAAAUUAUCCGAACUACUAAUCUAUAGGAGAAGGGCCAGUGGGUUUUGAAGGUGUACAGUGAUGAGACACUGAAGUUGUAUUGCAGGAAAAACAAAGAUAUAUAUAAAACAAGACAAUUUUUUGUUUCUUUUUAGUCAUUCCUAACACACACACGCAC
Molecule: messenger RNA, 2695 nt
Organism: Austrofundulus limnaeus
Lineage: Eukaryota; Metazoa; Chordata; Actinopteri; Cyprinodontiformes; Rivulidae
Gene: gfra4a
Product: GDNF family receptor alpha 4a
Exons: 9
Coding region: 889-2196 (435 amino acids)
Biological process (GO): nervous system development
Cellular component (GO): signaling receptor complex; external side of plasma membrane
Molecular function (GO): signaling receptor activity
Source: RefSeq, a predicted model, not a curated record